GGGGGUCCGCUGCCCAAGAAUGGGAAUUCUCUUCACCAGGAUAUGGAGACUGUUCAAUCACCAGGAGCACAAAGUUAUCAUUGUUGGGCUGGAUAAUGCAGGGAAAACUACCAUCCUUUACCAAUUUUCUAUGAAUGAAGUUGUACAUACAUCCCCUACAAUAGGAAGUAAUGUAGAAGAGAUAGUCAUUAAUAAUACACGUUUCCUAAUGUGGGAUAUUGGUGGUCAAGAAUCUCUUCGUUCUUCCUGGAACACUUACUAUACUAACACUGAGUUUGUAAUAGUUGUUGUGGACAGUACAGACAGAGAAAGGAUUUCUGUAACUAAAGAAGAGCUGUAUAAAAUGUUAGCGCAUGAGGACCUAAGAAAAGCUGGAUUGCUGAUUUUUGCUAAUAAACAAGAUGUUAAAGAAUGUAUGACUGUAGCAGAAAUCUCCCAGUUUUUGAAACUAACUUCUAUUAAAGAUCACCAGUGGCAUAUCCAGGCAUGCUGUGCUCUUACAGGCGAGGGACUGUGCCAAGGACUUGAAUGGAUGAUGUCACGACUUUAG
Messenger RNA from Choloepus didactylus (southern two-toed sloth), 550 nucleotides. Its product is annotated as ADP-ribosylation factor-like protein 5A. The transcript has a single exon. The record is from RefSeq and is a predicted model, not a curated record. The coding region runs from base 20 to 550 and encodes 176 amino acids. Lineage: Eukaryota; Metazoa; Chordata; Mammalia; Pilosa; Megalonychidae. Gene Ontology annotation, cellular component: trans-Golgi network; cytoplasm. Gene Ontology annotation, molecular function: GTP binding; GTPase activity. Gene Ontology annotation, biological process: intracellular protein transport; protein localization to Golgi membrane; vesicle-mediated transport.